This is a messenger RNA of Macrobrachium nipponense, 987 nucleotides long. RefSeq lists its product as uncharacterized. The transcript has a single exon. The coding region runs from base 1 to 987 and encodes 328 amino acids. Lineage: Eukaryota; Metazoa; Arthropoda; Malacostraca; Decapoda; Palaemonidae. The record is from RefSeq and is a predicted model, not a curated record.
AUGCCCAACUUGAAACGGAUGGUACAGAGGAAGAGAGUUGCUACCCUGGCCGCCCCUCCGAACCCGCUUUCGUUAGCCGACCUCGCCAUACCUCUGGAGUACACGCACUAUGAAAAGCAUCCUGGUGUUUUUGAGGAUUUUUUGUUAUUCGAUAGUGGUGCUGCCGCUGGUGAUGAACGAAUGUUGAUAUUUUCCACAGAACGGAAUUUACGUGUUCUUCGUCAGUGUCGUCAGUGGCAAAUGGAUGGAACUUUUGACAUAACGCCACUCUUUUUCAGCCAACUCUAUUCUAUCCAUGGAUCGUACUUAGGCCGCACACACCCUCUAGUGUACGCCCUACUACCGAACAAACGGCAAGGAACUUACGAGACUUUGUUCCGGGAGCUGAAUCAUCUUACCAAUGGUGAAGCUGCCCCUCAGUCGAUCAUCACAGAUUUCGAGAUGGCUGCCAUUCGCGCCUCCAACGUCGUUUUCCCGCACGCUGAAAACAGGGGUUGCUUUUUUCACCUCGCCCAGAGUGUUCAUCGUCGAAUACAGCGCGAAGGCUUCAAACAGCGGUACGAGAACGACGCUGAUUUUGCGCUGCAGUGCCGCACCAUCCCAGCUCUAGCCUUUGUCCCGUCUGAUGACGUAUCUGAUGUUUUCGAGGAGCUCAGCCAACACCUUCCAGAUGUUUUCCAGCCAGUGUUGGACUAUUUUGAGGACACUUAUAUAGGACGUCCGAAUCGCCGUGGAUUAAGACGUGCUCCUACAUUUCCAAUUGAAUUGUGGAAUGUACAUGACCGUGUCAUAAAUGGUGAAGACCGCACCAACAAUGUUGUCGAGGCAUGGCAUCGUUCUGUCCAAGUCACACUGGGUGAAAUUCGGCCUUCGAUAUGGAAAUUCAUUAAAGGACUUACUCGAUCGCAAAAACUUAGAGACACUGAAAUUGAAGGACUCUUGGCUGGAAAUCCUCCCCCCGACGUCGCCCCCGAUAUGAACUUUUAA